CUGCCCCGCAGCUUUUAUCGAAGCCACCGCGCGGUCCCUCCUCCCAACCUGUCCGCAGUCCCUCCGCUCAGCGCCGCUCGGAAAAAAAAAACGUCCACAGCAACAUGCAGGAUGGCGAGCGUGGAGACAGCAGCCGAACACGAGCGCAUCCUGCGGGAAAUCGAGAGCACGGACACCAACUGCAUCGGGCCGACGCUCCGGUCGGUGUACGACGGUCAGGAGCAUGGCCUCUUCAUGGAGAAGCUGGACGCCCGCAUCAGGAACCAUGACCGGGAGAUCGAGAAGAUGUGCAACCACCACUUCCAGGGCUUUGUGGACUCCAUCACGGAGCUGCUCAAAGUGCGGGGAGAGGCCCAGAAGCUGAAGAGUCAGGUGAUCGACACCAACGUACGGCUCCAGGAGGACGGCAAAUCGCUGGUGGGCUCCAUGGAGGAGCUGAAGAAGUGCCGCGUGCAGCAGAGGAACAUCGCCACCACCGUGGACAAGCUGACGCACUGCCUGCCAGUUCUGGAGAUGUACAGCCGGCUGCAGGAGCAGAUGAGAGCCAAGAGGUACUACCCGGCGUUACGGACGUUAGAGCAGCUGGAGCACACGUGUCUCCCCAGAGCCGGUCGGUACCGGUUCUGCACCAUCAUGUCGGAGAACAUCCCCAAGCUGAGGACGCAGAUCCGGGACACGGCCAUGACGCAGCUCAGAGACUUCCUGGAAAGCAUCCGCAAGCACUCCGACAAGAUCGGAGAGACGGCCAUCAAGCAGGCUCAGCUCCAGCGCUCCCUGGACAGCGGCGUCACCCUUCAGCCCAGGGCUCUGAUUGGCCGGCGCGGCAGGAAGGAGGCGGCGGGGACGGAGAGCGGCGGACACGGCGGCAGUCCCAUCUCUGAGCAGGACGCUGGUGUCCUGGACGUGGAGGACGAGGAGGCGGAAGAAGUCCCGGGAGCUCAGGACCUGGUGGACUUCUCCCCGGUGUACCGCUGCCUCCAUAUCUACUCCGUGCUGGGUUUGCGUGAUGUGUUUGAGAACUACUACAGAAAGCAGAGGAGGAAACAGGCUCGCCUCGUACUGCAGCCCCACUCUAACAUGCAUGAAACCCUGGAGGGAUACAGGAGGUACUUCAAUCAAAUUGUUGGCUUCUUCGUCGUAGAGGACCACGUCCUUCACACCACGCAGGGUUUGGUCAACAGAGCCUAUGUGGAGGAGCUUUGGGAGUUGGCCCUGUCCAAAAUCGUUGCCGCCCUGAGGACACACUCUUCGUACUGCGAUGACCCUGACCUGGUGCUGGAUCUGAAGAACCUCAUUGUCCUGUUUGCUGAUACUCUGCAGGGUUAUGGUUUCCCCGUGUCCCAGCUGUUCGACAUGCUGCUGGAAAUAAGGGAGCAGUACGGCGAGAUCCUGCUCAAGAGGUGGAACGUCACCUUCAGGCAGAUUCUGGACCAGGACAACUUCAGUCCAAUCCCAGUUUCAACAGAGCAGGAAUACAGACAGUACACUUCCCAGUUUCCCCUGCAAGACCCUGAACUGGAAAAGCUUCCUUUCCCCAAGAAGCUUCCCUUCUCUGAGUUUGUACCAAAAGCCUACUGCCAGAUCAAAGAGUUCAUCUACGCCUGCCUGAAAUACUCUGAAGACCUUCAUCUCAGUUCCACGGAGAUAGACGACAUGAUCCGCAAGUCGACGAAUCUGCUGUUGACCAGAACCCUGAGUAACUGUCUGCAGUACGCCAUCAAGAAGAAGAAUGUGGGCCUGGCAGAGUUGGUGCAGGUGAUCAUCAACACCACCCACCUGGAGCAGAGUUGCCAUUUCCUGGAGGAGUUCAUAUCCAACAUCACAAACGUUCCCCCCGACACGGCGAACGCCACCAAGCUGUACGGGACCUCGACAUUUAAGGACGCCCGUCAUGCUGCCGAGGCAGAGAUCUACACCAGCCUGAACGCCAAGAUCGACCAGUUCCUGCAGCUGGCUGAUUACGAGUGGAUGUCGCCCGCCCAGGCUAGCGGGAAUCUAGCGACCAGCGACUACCUGGUUGACCUGAUCACGUUUCUGAAGAGCACCUUCAGCGUCUUCACCAACCUGCCUGGGACGCCGGUAGAGCACGCUACCUUACCGGGGAAAGUGGCCCAGACGGCGUGCAUGUCGGCCUGUAAGCACAUCGCCACCUCCCUGAUGCAGCUGCUGCUCGACCCAGAGGUGCGGCAGAUCUCCAUCGGCGCACUGCACCAGCUCAACGUCGACCUGAAGGAGUGUGAGAGUUUUGCCAGAGCCGGCCCGGUCGCAGGCUUCCAGGGUGACACGUUGCUUCUGGCCUUCAGUGACUUGAGACAAUUACUGAACCUUUUCACCCAGUGGGAUUGGUCCACCUACCUGGCCGACUACGGCAAGCCCACCUGCAAAUACCUGAGAGUCAACCCACACACGGCGCUGGCUCUUCUGGAGAAGUUGUUUAAGCCGAUGAAGGAGACGAGCAGGAAGAACGUGGUCCUGGCCCAGUUCAAGAAGGCGGACAGGGACAGGCAGAAGCUCAUCGACGCCGUCAUCAAACAGCUCCGCAACCUCAUCGCGCAGCACCACGCCUAAACGGAGUCCGCUGAUUGGUCAGGAGGCCCAGAACAGCCCAUUCUUCCGUCAACGUGGCAAAAAUCUUGACUCCUGCAUCAAAAAUAAUCCCCACGGUCUCCAUCGUACCUCCUGCUCAUUAGCCGCUAGCUAACCUGCCGUCAGCGCCCCUCUUUCUGGUGUGAAUCGCGGGCUCUCCUGACUCCGGUAGCUAAUCGGAUGUUUUAGGAGCAUCUAAACAUGCUACAUCCUAAACUUCUCUCUGUUGCUCCUCUUUUUAACAUUAAUCAGGAGCUUUGAUCGUGUCGUACCCGAUGCAGCCGGGUUAGACGUUAGUUAGCCGCGCCGUGGUGGCAGGAGAGAUCGUAGAGGCGUAAAAAGGAUCCAUGGACGCCAUAUUUCUCCUGAAACUCUUACAUUUCCGUGACCGAGCCGGUCGGCUUAAGCCGGCGGCUUCGGUCCGGAUCGUUAUCGUCUUCCGCGCUUUUUACUCGUAGCACAACCAUAAAACACGUUGAAUGUACGUCUGAGAGAUUAUUCUGCUGUCUGUGAUGUUGUUGGGUUGCCUGGAACCUGGUGAAGCACUGAAAAUAAGGUCUGAGAACCAAGCAAAUACAGAAUGUUACUGCAAUAUCUUCAAAGUCAACAUGGCAACGGUUUUCCUCCCUAAAGGGAUUCAAAUAUUAGCGAGAAACUUUUUUUUAACGUGGCUGUAGUUUGGGUCCUGUGAAGUGGUGUUGAAUUAAACGUCUAAAAGUUAGCUUGGAGACAAAAGAUCCUUAAUUUAAGGAAUAGUUGGGAACGGGGUUCUAUGGAGGAAACAGAAGCAGUCACUGUCUUACCAGCGGUGGACUGGUGUCCAACCAUUAGGAAAACUGGGCCUAGUUUAUGGAGUAUUAGGGUUCUAAUUUGAAGUUGUGGUCCCAUGGUGCUGUUAAAAGCACUCAAUAUGUUAUCACUAGUGGACAACAGUCGGUGAUUUCAGUUUAAAGAAAAAUGCUAAUUAUUGGGAUUUAUUCUAAAGUGGGGUUCUGUGGAGCAGUUAUGAGCCCUCAGCAUCUUAUUUGCAGCAAACAGUCGUAAUAAUGUUAUUUUGCAUAAAUCUGGAGAACAAUAUUUGGGACUUUUGUUUAAGUGGGGUGAUGCGGAGGAGUCAUGGACAGUCAGUAUCUUACCAAAGUAGAUUCCUAUCUUAAAAUGAAAAAAAAAAAAAA
This is a messenger RNA of Fundulus heteroclitus (mummichog), 3761 nucleotides long. It is a transcript of the gene exoc6b, whose product is annotated as exocyst complex component 6B. The coding region runs from base 112 to 2568 and encodes 818 amino acids. The transcript has 24 exons. Gene Ontology annotation, biological process: Golgi to plasma membrane transport; exocytosis; intracellular protein transport. The record is from RefSeq and is a predicted model, not a curated record. Gene Ontology annotation, cellular component: exocyst; membrane. NCBI's taxonomy places the organism in Eukaryota, Metazoa, Chordata, Actinopteri, Cyprinodontiformes, Fundulidae.